CUCGAAGGGAUGCCAAUUAUCACGCAUUCACGAUUCUACAUCAUCUUGACUCAUACACCUGCAACAUUGCGGGCUUACAAGGGCUCUUCGCAUCAGCAGUGACCGAUUAGCCGGCUCUGCAUGGAUUGUACGACGCGUGCUGUGAGGCUCUGAUGGGUACUGGAUUGCCAUCUCCUCCAAACAAGUGCGCCCCAUCGAUCUCGACCAGAACUGCACGUGAAGCGAGUUUCGGCCCAGCAUGUCAUUCCUCGACGAUGACUGGCAGGAGAUGCCAGUAGUGCGAGAAGCUGCACCUUCAUCCAGCACCUCCUCUUCUGACGAGGAUAAUAUAGGGCGGCGCGGGUACGGCACUGCGGGAGGAGCUGGUCCUUCGUCUCUGGGGAAGAAGAAGCUGGGACAUGCGCGCAAAAAGAGCGCUCACAUGUCCAGCGCCGGUGCUUCCAAAGCCAUGCAAGGCAAUGCGACGGGUGUGCACCUAGACAUCGACGAUGCUCGAGGGUACUCCUGGAGAGAGGCGCCUUCCAACAAGGAGAGCGCAGCUGGUCUUGGAAACGACGAGAAGGGCGAACCUCACAAAGGUCAGAGCAAGGACAAACGCGCCAAGGGUCGCGCAAAGGGGGCAGAAUCUGAUAGUAGCGAGGAAGAGACGAGCGAGGACGAGGGCGCGAGUCGAGGCUACACGCAGUUGAGGCUAGAGGACGAUGUGGAGGGUGACGAGCUGCAUGCUGCCACCGACUAUCUGUUUGGAGGAGGCUCGGGAGCCGGUGCAAACAAGGAAGCCGAUGAUGGUCUGUACGAGCCGACAGGUGGGACGGGCGCCACUCCGCUCAGUCAGCUAGCAACAACGAAGAAGCUGUUGACAGAGGGUCAAAAGAUAGCAUAUGUGGGACUAGUCAGUCUAGUCGCCAGAGACAUGAUACGCAAGCUGGAGAGGGUGCCCGGGAAGGAGACGCAGCCUGCAGCAGCCUCCGCGGAUGAAUGGCGGUUGCGGGUCAUGGCGCGGCUGUAUCAGCAUAUGGACAUAGAAGCAGAUGAGCAAAGCAUGAUAGAAUCCCUGGCGCAACAUGGCGUGCUCGCUUCCGACAUGGCUCCUAGCUUGAUCACCACGUCCAAAGUAGAUAAUCCGGACUUUGACCCAGAAGCAAAGGCCGAGAGAGAUGCCGAGGAAGAGCGUCAAAGGUUGAAGAAAGAAGCUCUCGAGCUAGAUCGCUUGGCCCGCGAAGCUGAAGAGCAGCAAGCGCAGCUAAGGCGUUCCUUAGCGGAUGAGAGUGCCGCGAGCGAGCACUAUUCGUCGCACGGAACUCUGGAGCUGGGCCCCGCAGAAGAGCCAGGCAUAGGGCUCAGCUCGGAUCUAGAGGUCAGAGGGAAUGGCAGCUCGACUUCGCUGAAGUCUGUCUCGCCUUUCGACCCUGCGCAUGCUUCUCCGGCGGAUGACGAGGGCGACCUUAGCAGAGCGCUUGGUCAAGAUGAAGGGGACUUGGGCGACAUGGACUACUCCAGUGGCGACUCACUCAGCCGUAAGGAAGCAGAUAAGGCAGCAAGCGCUUUGUCACAAGCUCCACCGCCUCCGUACAAGCGUUUCGAGUUGGCAGAGGAUGCGGACGAUGAAGGAGACAUAGGUGCUGCUCUCGAGACUCCCGUCCAACGUGGGGGCGAGCUGCCCUCACCUAGCAAGACGCCGCAGGCUUCGCUGCGACCGCUUCAACCUGAAGAUGUCGAUCAUGAGCCCGAGAGCGGAGCGCUCGAUGCACAUCAGGUGGCUGAUCCUAACACCAAGGCGCAGCUCGUCGAGGCAGACGCGCAAUCAGCACGAGCGACGGGUGAACUAGGACUGACUGCGGCACCUCAGGCCAUCGAGACAAUGCCUUCAGCACUGGAAGGAGUUACGGAAGAGCUCAGCAGCGCAGACGAACACAUCACGCUCGACUUGAGAUGGACCGUCCUGUGCGACCUCUUCCUAGUGCUCACGGCAGAUAGCGUAUACGAUGCGCGAUCAAGGGUGCUCCUAGAGACUGUCGCGGCUUAUCUGAGCUUGACUUGGAUGGACGUAACAAAAUUCGAGAAGCGCGUCACAGAUGCGCUUGAGAUUGAGGAGGGCGUCUCCGGAAGUCUCAAGAGCAAGAAAGCGAUCAAGAAGCGCGCAGAAUUGGCGAGAAGACGGCGACUCGUCAUGAUGGGGCUUGCUACAGUUGGAGGUGGUCUCAUCAUUGGCUUCUCUGCGGGGAUGCUUGCUCCCGUCAUCGGUGCUGGUCUUGGUGCAGCGCUCGGAACCAUCGGUGUGGGUGGCACGACUGGGUUUCUGGGAGGCGUAGGCGGCGCUGCCGUGAUCACUGGAACGGCCACAGCAGGCGGCAUGGCGAUCGGUGGCAGAGGAAUGAGUCGACGGACACGGACAGUACGCACCUUCGAAUUCAAGCCUGUGCAUAACAACAAACGGGUCAAUUGCUAUAUUUGUGUGGGAGGAUUCAUGAAUGGAGCUCAGGACGACCCACGGCUGCCUUUCUCGGUCAUUGACAGCGUGAUGGGAGAUGUGUUUGCUGUGCUGUGGGAACCAGAUAUGAUGAAAGAGAUGGGUGAUGCGAUUUACCUGCUAUACACUGAGACGGUCGUACAAGGUCUUCAGCAGGUGCUUGCUGCGACUAUUGCUGGUGGUCUCGUGGGAGCCCUCGCCGCUCCUCUCUGGCUCACCAAGCUUGGCCUACUGAUCGACAAUCCAUGGAGCAAUGCGCUCGAUCGGUCGUGGUCUGCGGGUCUUAUUCUCGCGGAUGUUCUCGCCAAACGAGCAAUGGGUGUUAGGCCAGUCACUUUGGUGGGCUUCAGUCUGGGUGCGCGAUCCAUAUUCUAUGCUCUCACGGAGCUCGCGAAAAACAAGAAAUUCGGAGUCGUGCAGGACGUCUUCAUCAUUGGUGCGCCAGUCACCGCAUCAGAUGCACAGUGGAAGGAAGCCAGAAGUGUGGUCUCGGGCCGAUUUGUCAAUGCAUUCUCGCGAACAGACUGGAUCCUCGGUUAUCUCUUCCGCGCGACCACAGGUGGUAUUCGCUCUAUUGCUGGUCUUCAUCCAGUAGAGCGAGUGCCAGACGUGGAGAACGUUGACGUCACGACCACGGUACCAGGUCAUCUGCAGUACCGCGCAUUCAUGCCACUUGUCCUAGAUGAGCUUGGCUUCAAGACAACGGCAGACUACUUCGAUGAGCCCGAGGAUCUGAACAAUGUGCCAGACAGAGAAGUUUUGCGAGAGGCGCUACAAAUCCAGCAGGAGGAGGAACAGACUAGAAAGGUGCAGAAUAGCUCAGGAGGCUUUGGUCGGAUAUUCAAACGCAAGAAGGACGGACAAGCAGGCGUUGGCAAUGCCUCGACAGACUCUUCGCAAUCCAGCACUCCAGCUCAGCGAUCGAGCACAGGGCCGACUACCACGAACGAAUACGAAUAUGACGAUGACGAUCUACCCCCGCGCGAGCUCGAGCGUGAGCCUGCAGUCGCGACCCCAUCCAUUGAGCCUACUGCAGAGACCGCCGAUGCUGGCAAUUCUGCACUUGCCGUAGCGCCCAAGCAUCUUGCGGUCGAUACUGUGCGAAGGUCAUCGGAUCUGGCUUCCACACGCUCUGCUACCCCAGAAGCGGAGAAGCCGCCCAACUUGGCCGUGCAUUUCGACACCGAGGCAAUGCUAGCUGAAUUGCGCUCCAGCGGCAUCGAAGUGAGGGAGCUUGAAAGCUCUCUACCUCCACUGGUUGCCUCUGAGCAAGCUCGCCGUAGCGACCCGACCCCGACUCCGACUCUGGCAUCCGCCCCGCCUAAGCAGCUCAAGACGCCGAUGAUCGCAACGACACGGGAUGACGCUCGCCGACAAGCGGAGCCUUCGAACCAAGCGGCUUCCCAAGCGCUUGCGGCAGAUCUCCCCCGUCGGCCAUCCGCCACACCUACGCCCUACGCCCAUAGCUUCAGCGAAUCGCCAUUCAGUCGUCUGCCACCUCCAGCGCCUCCUGCCAUGAUGACUGAGGAUUCGAUGGGUGGUGUCAGUCUGUCGUUCGCGGAUUCAUACAGCGACGAGGAAGAUGAGCCCGCACCACCUGUCCCAGCACCGGGUCAGGCUGCACCUGUAUCACUGGAUGCAGCUCGCGGCUACGGCUUGUCGUCGGAUGCCGCACGAGAGCUCGCGCGUCGUUUUAAUGAGCCAGACAGCCGAGCCUCUCAUGAAGAGAGCGGGAGGGGAUCAAGCCUGGAGGGCCGAGCGGCAUCCUACCUGCCUGCUGAAGACGGUGGGUGGGGCGGCGACUCAUCGCGGCAAGGACGAGAUGAUGAAGGCGAUGUCGCGAGCAACUCUCGCAGUGACGAUCUUCCGAGACCAUCUUCCAGCAAAGACCUGCCUGUCGCGCCAGACGGGACCUCACCAUGGUCCACCCCUGCCUCGCACAAUCCCUUUGCGUUUAAUGACGAAGGAAGAGACUCAUCUGGCGACAUUGCAUUCUCCUCAUCGACACCUCGCGGGCCAAGCGCGAUCAGACAAGAAACUUUGGCAGAGCCACCGCGCAGUCUAUCUUUCGACCGUCUAGCCAUCGAUGAUUCGAGCAACUACAUGCCUGAGGGUUUGCAAGUGCGGCAACCCGCUUCGCGAAAUACUUCCUCAUCAGCAUGGGAGACGGACAACCCGUGGGGUUAGUAGUGCAUAUUCUUGCACAGUGAUGCCCUUGUUCCAUCUAUUCAUACCACUUCCGGGACAGCCUUGCAAUGCACCAUGUCAUCGAGUACGGCACAGCACCAAGUAUGGUAAUACUUCGCUUCUCAAGGUUUCGUCCGCACCAUGACUGUGCCCUUGAAGCGCGCGGCUUGACGUGAUGAAGCAUGACUUUCAAGAGGUAUUCAGCUUCGCGUGCGUCAUCGCGGACAGGAAUCUUGCUUGCAAAGGGUCGCUCAAAGAGGGGGCUGGGUGACGCAAAAAUGUAGGAUGCGAAAGGGACGCUAGCAGCAGCACCAGCAAGAAGCCGGAUUCAUGCAAACAAUGGAGUAUCAGCCAAACCAUUUC
Messenger RNA from Ceraceosorus guamensis, 5020 nucleotides. Its product is annotated as DUF726-domain-containing protein. Lineage: Eukaryota; Fungi; Basidiomycota; Exobasidiomycetes; Ceraceosorales; Ceraceosoraceae. The transcript is spliced from 6 exons. The coding region runs from base 239 to 4657 and encodes 1472 amino acids. The record is from RefSeq and is a predicted model, not a curated record.